Molecule: messenger RNA, 1587 nt
Organism: Canis lupus familiaris (dog)
Lineage: Eukaryota; Metazoa; Chordata; Mammalia; Carnivora; Canidae
Gene: UGT1A6
Product: UDP glucuronosyltransferase 1 family, polypeptide A6
Molecular function (GO): UDP-glycosyltransferase activity
Source: RefSeq, marked provisional
AUGGCUCGCCUCCUUCAUUUGUUUCAAAAGGUGUUCUUCCUAAUGCUCUGGGGGGAGGCUGUAGGUGACAAGCUUCUGGUGGUCCCUCAGGACGGAAGCCACUGGCUCAGUAUGGAGAACAUAGUUGAGCUCCUCAGUGAGAAGGGGCAUGACAUUGUGGUGCUGGUGCCAGAAGUCAAUUUGCUUCUGAAGGAAUCCAAACACUACACGAGACAAAUCUACUCAGUGCCAUUUGGCCAGGAAGAGUUGGAGAACCGCUACCGCUCUUUUGGAAAGAAUCACUUUGCUGAGAGAUGGCUCCUGAACGCUGCUCAGAUGGAGUACAGAAAUAGCAUGAUUGUUAUUGACAUGUACUUCACCAACUGCCAGAGCCUUCUGGAGGACUCGGCCACGCUCAGUGUCCUCAGGCAGAGCAAGUUCGAUGCCCUUUUCACAGACCCAGCUCUGCCCUGUGGGGUGAUCCUGGCCGAGUACCUGGGCCUGCCCUCCGUGUACCUCUUCAGGGGCUUCCCAUGCUCCCUGGAGCAUACUAUCAGCAGGAGCCCAAACCCUGUGUCCUACAUUCCCAGGUGCUAUACUCAGUUCUCAGACAAGAUGACAUUUCCCCAACGGGUGGGCAACUACCUCGUUAAUUACCUGGAGACCUACCUGUUCUACUGUCUGUAUUCAAAGUACGAAGACCUUGCAUCCAAUAUCCUCAAGAGAGAUGUGCACUUACCCACCUUGUAUCGGAACGGCUCCAUUUGGCUGUUAAGAUAUGACUUUGUGUUUGAGUAUCCCAGACCAGUCAUGCCCAACAUGGUUUUCAUUGGAGGGACCAACUGCAAGAUGAAGGGAGUCCUGCCUCAGGAAUUUGAAGCCUAUGUUAAUGCUUCUGGAGAACAUGGAAUUGUGGUUUUCUCUUUGGGCUCCAUGGUAUCAGAUAUUCCUGAGAAGAAAGCUAUGGAGAUUGCUGAUGCUUUGGGCAAAAUACCUCAGACGGUCCUGUGGCGUUAUACUGGCACUCCACCACCGAAUCUUUCAAAGAAUACAAUACUUGUCAAGUGGCUGCCCCAGAAUGAUCUGCUUGGUCACCCGAAGGCUCGCGCCUUUAUCACACAUUCUGGCUCCCAUGGCAUAUAUGAGGGAAUAUGCAACGGCGUUCCAAUGGUGAUGCUGCCCUUGUUUGGUGAUCAGAUGGACAAUGCGAAGCGCAUGGAGACUCGGGGGGCUGGAGUGACCUUGAAUGUCCUGGAAAUGACUUCUGAAGAUUUAGCAAAUGCCCUAAAAGCUGUCAUCAAUGACAAAAGCUAUAAGGAGAACAUCAUGCACCUCUCCAGGCUGCACAAGGACCGCCCCAUCGAGCCCCUGGACCUGGCUGUGUUCUGGGUGGAGUUCGUCAUGAGGCACAAGGGGGCUCCCCACCUGCGUCCCGCAGCCCACGACCUCACCUGGUACCAGUACCACUCUUUGGACGUGAUCGGCUUCCUCCUGGCCGUGGUGCUGGGGGUUGUCUUCAUCACUUACAAAUGUUGUGCCUUUGGCUGCCGGAAGUGCUUUGGGAAAAAAGGACGGGUUAAGAAACCUCACAAAUCCAAGGCACACUGA